UACGUCUUCGUUUAGAAAGUAGAUUAAUUUGAGAUGAAUAUUCAUUUAUCUCUAUUACUUUUAACUUUGAUAAUCAAGAAUUUAGCGGAAAAAAUCAAUUUGGAUACUUUGAACAACUACAGCGAAUUCUUGAAUUUUGGUGAUAAAAAGCUACACAAAGUCAACAGAGAUCGUUUGGAGAAUGAGAUAUUCAAAUCGAAAAUUGAUGUACUGGGUGAAGUGUUCAAGAACAGCGUGGAUCUUUUUAAAAUUUCUUCCAAAUUGGACAUCGUGUUUUUGAUAGAUGCUUCCUCCAGUGUUGGCGAACACAAUUUCAAGAGUGAAUUGAAGUUUGUGAAGAAGUUACUCAGUGAUUUAACUGUGGACUAUAAUCAUACGAGAGUUGCUGUGGUUACUUAUAGCUCACCCAGUAACAUAGUUAAAAAUAUUGACGAAAUCGGGGAGGCAUCAAGAGAGAACAAUAAGUGUUUAUUACUGAACAAACAGUUGAACAACAUAAGCUAUAAGGGAGGAGAAACUUUUACAUUGGGAGCUUUCAAAACGGCUAAGGAAAUUUUUGAUUCAUCAAAUAGAAACGAUUCAAAGAAAGUGAUAUUUUUGAUAACAGAUGGAUAUUCGAACGGAGGAGACCCAACACCCAUAGCUGAAGAAUUAAAAAAAGGUCUGAUCACCAUAUUCACCAUAGGAAUACAAAACGGAAACUUCAAAGAGUUGUACGAAGUAUCUUCUUCACCUGGAGAGUACUACAGCUACUUACUAGAUAGCUAUUAUGAAUUCGAGAGCUUAGCCAGAAGAGCUUUACAUGUUGAUCUUAAAAGUGGUGACUACAUUCCUCUAGGAUUCAAUAAACCUUGUGACAUUUUAUGUGAAGAAGGGGAUUGCUGCGAUCAAAAAGCGCUUUGUACCUGUGGAACUACCACUGGGCAUUACUCUUGCAUCUGCCAACCUGGAUAUUAUGGAUCUGGACUCAAGAAUAACUGUUUUCCGUGUAUACCUGGAACCUAUUCAGAUGGGCCAAAUUUAUGCUUACCAUGUCCAGAUCAGCUUCAUACCACGAUAGCUCCAGCUCUUGGUAUGGAAAGUUGCGUAUGCAAAGAAGGUUAUCGGGCUACCAAAAAUAAUGGUUGCAAAGAGUUGAAAUGUCCAAAAAUAACGAAUCCAGAACAUGGGUACUACGUGAAGAGGGGACACUGUCCAAAUGUGAUCUAUAGUGCUUGUGGGAUACGCUGCGAAGUAGGCUAUUCUCUGAAAGGGACCAGUAUAAGGUUGUGCGAGAAAAAUGGAACUUGGAGUGGAAUUGAACCAGUUUGUGAAAUUCGUACUUGCAAUCGAUUAGAAAUUCCAAAGGAUGGAAAAAUGACAUGUAGUCAUCCAGAUCUAGGCGAAAAAUAUGAUAACACCCAGAAAAAAUUUCCUGUAGAUGCAGUAUGUACUUUUGGAUGUCCUGAAGGAAAAAUAUUGAUAGGAUCCAAACAAAGAACAUGCCUUCCAAUUGCUAGAUGGGAUGGACUCAGGACUUUGUGCAAACCCAUAAAAUGCAAGAAGCUUCCCCAAGUGAAAUACGGAAACAUUGAACCAAAUUCGUGUAAAACGGGAAAGCAAGAAUUUGGUAAGACUUGUAAAAUCACGUGUAAUGACGGUUUCAAUCUACGCGGGCCGUCAGAAAAGAAGUGUAUCGGGCCUCAUGGGGCCUGGGAUAGUAAAUUUGAAGAUACAUUAUGUUCUGAUGUAACACCUCCUGAAGUAAUUUGUCCUGAAGAUAUAGUGUCUAAUUCUUUACCUUUGGAGAGGUUUGGAUAUGUUUCCUGGAAUCCACCAAAUAUAACAGAUAAUUCUGGUUUGAAUGUCACCUCAUGGAUGAAACCAGCUAUAGAGAAUAUAACAAUGUUCAAUUUUGAAAUAGGCACAACACUGGUAACAUAUUAUGUGCAGGAUGCUUUCCAAAAUACAGCUAACUGUUCUUUUCACGUUACAAUCAGAGAUAAAGAACCACCCAGUAUAGAAAAUUGUAUUGAUCCUCCGCCAUAUUUAACUGGCGAUGAAAACGGUGCAAAUAUAACAUGGGAUGAACCAAAUAUCUUUGAUAAUUCCCAAAGUGUUAUGGUGAUACGAUCUCACCAAUCAAGUUACUUUACUGUAGGAACAACGACAGUAACUUACACUGCUACUGACUAUUCUAAUAACACGAAUACCUGUAAAAUUAACAUUACUGUGGAAGUUUCUCAUUGUGAGUCUUUACCAGACCCACCGAAUGGGCACAGUGAAUGUAUGAAUCAUUCAAAUGGAAUUCAGUGUCUGAUUACUUGUGAGGAAGGUUAUGCCAUUCCUAUAAGUCAAAGUUAUGAUCAAAAUGGGACCAACUUUAUUUGCAGUCAUGCAGAUCCAAUUUGGUACAUACAAGAAGGCCUAUUUCCAGAAUGUACAGUUACAAAAAUUCCUGAGGAAACUAUUCAGAGUGGAGAAAUCAGCAUUGAAAACGUGAACUGUACUGAAGGAGAUAACAUGGAAGAGUUAGAAAACGAGGUCAGAGUAAUGAUCACUACCGAAAUAUGCAUUGGCAACUGCACAUUGGAAACGGAAACAGAAUGUGAAGUAGAGAAAGAGGAAGAAGAAUCGAACAAAAUAAUGUCUAAACGUGAAAUAGUUUUCGAAGAAGUUCCCCACAGGAACAGAACGAAGAAGCAUAGACGGAAAUUCAAUGUUAAAUUCCAAGUCAAAGGAAAAUACCUCAAUGAAACCAGUAACAUAACACACUCCGUUUUGCCUAGCGGUUAUAAUGUUUCCAUUCAUUAUAAAGAGCUGAAAUUUAUUUGUCCUAGUGGAUUCAUUCCAAGAAAAAAUAGAUGUGUACAAUGUCCCAAAGGUACAUUCCAUAACGCGACAACACACAAGUGCCAGAGUUGUCCUUUUGGGUACUUCAAUAACAAAUUAGCUCAAACUGAAUGUACCUCUUGUCCAUUGAACUUCUCUACCAGAAAAAUGCACUCAAAAACGAUGAGAGAUUGUGAAGAACAAUGUUCUCCUGGCACCCAUGCAAGAAAAAAGAAAUUGAAGUUUUCGAAGCGUCAGCCAAAAGUUACGAUCGUAAGGACAACUUUGAAGCCCUAUUGUCGGUCAUGUGGAGUUGGAUAUUACCAGCCCGACUAUGGUCAAUUGAAGUGCAUUCCUUGUCGACCUGGUUACACUACAACCAGCGUGAGAUCGACUAGUAUCUAUCAAUGUAUUCCGAUAUCAGAAGAGAUUUGUAGGACCAAAAAUGUUUGUAUCCACGGAAUUUGUGCUCCCACGAACUAUUAUCAUUACACGUGUCACUGUUCACACAACUAUAUAGGUUCUUAUUGUGAGAAAGCAAUUAAUUUUUGUGAUUCCCAACCAUGUCUCAAUGGUGGUAUUUGCACUAACCUGGCCAGCGGUUGUAGCUGUACCUGUAGAAAUGGUUUCAAAGGAACUUUCUGUGAAGACGCCAUUGAAGACUGUGAGAGCAAGUGCUUGAACAACGGAGUUUGUAUCCAGGAUGAUAUCGGAAACUUCACAUGUGGGUGUAAUGAUGGCUAUGGAGGAGAAUUUUGUGAGAUUAAGGUGAGACCAUGUGAUGAGAAUACGUGUGACAAUAAUGCCACCUGUAUUGAAGAAAAUGGUACGUUCAGGUGCCUUUGUAUAAACGGAUUUAUCGGUAAAAGAUGCAAUUUACUCCCAUGUGACUAUCGACCAUGUAAAAGUAAUGAAAUCUGUCUCGAUUUAGCUGAUACAAAUUCAACAAGAGGCAGCUUUAGGUGUGAGUGUCCUGAAGGUUACACAGGGGAAAAUUGCAUGGAAAAAAUUGAUUUUUGUGUGAGUUCCCCUUGUUUGAAUGGAGGUUCUUGUACGAACAAUUUAACCGACUAUAUUUGUGAAUGUUCUAAUCUGUAUUAUGGACCAAUCUGCGAAAAUAAAAGAAAUACAAAGUAUUUGCUGAAUUUUGAACAUUAUGACACAAAUAACUAUAUCAAGCUGAGAGGUUUCACACAGAAUAUUACCGAGAUGACUGCCUGUUUAUGGAUGAUAACUUUAGACAACUUCAACUAUGGAACACUCAUUUCAUAUGCUACUAGACAAGCGGACAAUGCUUUCACAAUCACUGACUAUACUGGAUUAGUACUAUACGUUAAUAAUAACUACAUUAUUACUGAUGUGUUCUUGAAUGAUGGAGGUUGGCACCACUUAUGUAUAACAUGGAAAAGUUUGAAUGGUUCUUAUGCGGUAUACGUGGAUGGAAAAUUAGAAAAGGCUGGUUUCGGAUUAUCAUCAGAAACAAAUAUUCAAGGUAUGGGCCAUAUGAUAAUAGGUCAGGAGCAAGACAAUCUCGGUGGAAAGUUCAGUCAAAGCGAAACUUUCAUAGGAAAAAUGGCUUACGUUGAUAUCUGGUCGAAAGCUUUGGACUACAGAGGAAUUAUGACGCAUUUCAACGAUUGCAAUGAAUCUUUUUUUGGCGAUUUAUAUGCUUGGCCGGUAAUGCAAGAUUACAUUCAAGGAAGCGUAACGGUGGUGGCUUCAUCUUUUUGUAAAGGUUGUGAACAGCCCAAACCUUUGUAUAACGGUUUAAUCGAUAUUGUAGACAACAUUGCUUAUUAUUCUUGUUACAAAGGGUACCAACUGAACGAUCUCACGUAUUUGAAAGGAAGAAAAUGCACUAAAGUCUCAAAAUGGGAAGGAUUAUAUGAACCCUAUUGCAAAAAAAUUUACUGUGGAUAUCCUGGUUUCCUAAGAAAUGGUUACUCAAUUGGUAACAAAUAUUUCUAUCAAGAUAAAAUACUUUUCAGUUGCUUUGAUGGUUUCAAUCUUACUGGAAAUAACUUGAUAUCUUGUAGAGAAGACGGUAAAUGGUAUCCAGAAAAACCAACAUGUCUGGGCAUCCAAUGCACUGCUUUCCAAAAACCGAAAAACAGUGAGCUGAUAAUAAUAUCUGAACACAGCUAUGAAGACUACAGAGUAAACCAGACAAAGUUCGAUAUUGGAACUCAAAUUGAGAUAGUUUGCAAUGAGAGGGCUAAUCUGACGAAUGAAAAUGUACUAACAUGUUUAGAAAACGGUACUUGGGAUAACGAGCCACCCAUAUGCCGUUCGAAAGAAGAACCAGCGGUUCCGAAAUCAGAGUGUCCCAUAGCUCAAAUACCCAAACCUCCGAAUAACGGUUUUAUUGACCAGGAUUCUUUGUAUGCAGUCGGAAAUGGUACUUCCAAUCAUGUCGAAUAUAGAUGUAAACCCGGAUUUAAACUUUAUGGGGAAAACGUAACGACAUGCAUUAUCGAUGGAUACUGGUCAGAGCCCAAUAUUUCUUGUAACGCAAUUGUUUGUGGAAAUCCCCCUGUCUUCAGAAAUAUGAUGAUUAAGGAAAAUUUGAAAAAAUCAUCUUACAAAUUUGGUAAUAUGUUGUCUUAUGUGUGUGAUGAGGGUUAUAAUAUGUUUGGUACUAAUAUGGUGAGGUGUAUGAUCAAUGGAAAAUGGUCAAGAAUGCAAGGAAAGUGUAUCAAAAAAUCAUGCAGAAAACCUAAUGUGAAAGAAGAUACAGAAAUCGUGGGUAAAUCAUAUUUAUAUGGAGACACAGUUAAAAUAACUUGCCAAAAUGGUGUUACCUAUAAAUUGGUUUGCAAUAAAAAAGGAAUAUGGGAAGGCGUGAGAGAUGAGAGCUGUUAAAAAAUAGAAUCUACAUCUCGCUCUUGAAAAAAUGAAGUUUAAAUUUCUUGAAUGAAUCUAACAUUCCCGAAAUCGGUAAUGAGAUUGUCGUGUUGUAUACUUCCUUAUAUAUUAAUCCUUAUAUAGAUGUAAUAAUUAAAUUUUAUAUGUUGUAAGUAAUCGC
This is a messenger RNA of Phaedon cochleariae (mustard beetle), 5836 nucleotides long. The record is from the annotation of a GenBank genome assembly. Lineage: Eukaryota; Metazoa; Arthropoda; Insecta; Coleoptera; Chrysomelidae.